ACAAAGAAAGGCGGUUCCAUGGGAUAAGUGCAACCCAUUCUGCCCUUCUUUUCAUCCUCCAGUGCCCGCGUGUGCGUCCGUCACGUUCAUGAACACUCACCUGUAAGGAUGAGCAUGUGUCUUCUCUGGCUCGGCCUGCUCCACAUCAGCCUGAGCGCACUGUGGCAAGUGGCCGACACACAAGCAGCCAUGACCAUUGAUCAUGUGAAACUGACUGUGCUUCCUGCUAAUAAUGUGGAGACCGGCACUAAUGUGACCUUGCGUUGUGAGGCCAGUGUCAGUCAGAGCCUCCGUCAGUCACUGACAUACUCCUUCAGCCUCCUGCAGGAAGAUCAGGUGAUCAUCUCCAAAAAUAUUACUGACUCAGUAUUGGAGCGUACUUUAUCUCCAGCCAGGGUGUCCAACUCUGGUCGCUACCAGUGCAGAGUCCACAUCCGUAACAAGCAGAAGACAAGCAACAGUGUGUCAUUAACAGUCACAGGCCUUCAAGUCCCUUUGCUGAAGGUGAAGUCUGACAUCGUGUCUGAAGGGGAAAACAUUAUUGCCACAUGCAGUGCACCAGGGGAAACAGGCAGUCUGAUGUUCCUUUUCUACGAGGACAAGCAGGAGGUCAAGAGAGUCGUUCAUAGCACCAACUCUGUGACGACUACUCUGACAAUGCAAAAGCUCACAGACAUCUACCUGCACUGCACCUACAUGGUUAUCAUGCAUCCCAGUGCUGGAGUCUCUAACAAAAGCAACAUAGUCAAAGUUUUUGUACAAGAAAAUUAUGAGAUCACCCCACAAAUAAGCAUCUCCACCAAUGCAAAUGUUGUUGAGGGUGACAGGGUGCAGAUCACAUGUAAUGUGCCAUAUUCCUCAGAUCUUGAGUUGUACCUCACCAAAGGCAGCACUCUUCUUUAUAAAUCACAUGUAACUUUCACACAAAGCCUCGUAGUGAGAGCUGAGGAUUCAGGGGAGUAUGUGUGUAAGGCAGAGAAAGGCAACAUGCAAAAGAGGGCAGUAUAUCAGCUAAAUGUUGCAGAACUGUUCUCGAAGCCAAUUUUGAGCAUAAGCCCAGUUCAGGUUUUUGAAGGACAACGCUUCAUUCUGAACUGCACCAGUAAUGUAACGUCCCCAGUGAAGAUCACAAAAGCAGACAUAAAGUAUGUUUUGUUGAAAGAUGAUCGGACCAUUUCAGCAGCUGCCAGAUAUGAAGAAACUGCAAGCCUAGCCACCAAUGGGAAUUACACCUGUAUGGCCAUGGUUAAAGAAGUUAACAAGAUCAGCUUACCACUCAUUUUAAAAGCUAAAGUGCCUGUUUCUAUCCCAGUUCUUCGUGCUGUGAAUAAGGUGAUUAUUGGUAAGCCAUUCAAUGUUUUAUGUGAGGCUGAAAAUGGAACACUUCCAAUAACCUACAUCUUACUGAAGAACCACGGUAGAGUGGCUUACAAGAAAGUGACUGAAGCAGCCAGUAGGGCGAUUUUUGACAUAACCUCCAUCAGUUCUCCUGAAGAGAUCAACAGCUUCACAUGUCUGGCUUAUAACCGUGGGCCCUCGUACAGUAUGUUCAGUGAGCCCUUAACAGCACCAGUUAUAGUACCUGUUUCCAAGCCAGUCAUGGAUACAAAGGAGGCUACUGUCACAGAGGGGUCAGAUCUCACCCUCAACUGCGAAGUACAAGAGGGUACUCGCCCCAUCACCUUCACCUGGUAUCAUAACGGAGUUAUGAUCCCGCUCCCCACCAAAGAAGGAAAAUAUGUCGUCAAAGCAAUCAAACGAGACCAGAGAGGCGACUACCACUGUGAUGCUUCCAAUUCCGCCCUUGAAACCAAAACGAGUAUUUCAAUCAGAAUCAACGUCAGUUUAGCCCUGUGGAAGAAAGCUCUUAUUGGGAUCUUCUGUAUCUUGCUUUUGGUGGCUAUCGUCAUAGUCCUGACAGUCUUUUUUAAGAAAAUGUCACAUCCACGCAGAAAAAACCAAGCAACUGAGUUAUCAGUAAAACCUUCAAGGCCCAAAUCAGGUGAUCCCAUGAGAGUAAGCCUUACUCUCGACAUUGAAGACAACACUGCUCUCAAUGGAACUCCCUGCGUGAUGGGCAGGAAUGUCUGGAGUGAACAUGCAUCUGGCUCAGAUUCUGACGAUCAUACUGAUGAAGACUCUAAGCUGGUUCAGCCACAGGAAGUUGAUCCCAGCAGAGAUGAUCCCGUGAAGAAAAGCUUAGAGCCUGAAUACAGUGUCCAGCACACAGAGGUCCAGAUGUCCACGCCAGGAGUUUCGGAACAGGCUGAGGGCGUGGCAUUGGAAUAUGCACAACUCAACAACAGUGAACAAGAACCUGCAUGAGUCUCAACACUUCUCACCUAAUUUAUUCAGCUUCAGCACCACCAAAAGCUGUUUUUCUUUCAUGAUUUGCUGAUAUUGAAUCUUUUACUUUGUUGAUAUUAUUAACAGUACUUUGUGGCUUGGAUUGUUUAUUACAUGCGUUCAAUUUUGUUGUGACGUUUAUGUAUUAGAGAUUAAAAAUCUGAGCAAAAAUCUGA
Messenger RNA from Labeo rohita (rohu), 2522 nucleotides. RefSeq names its product platelet and endothelial cell adhesion molecule 1a (gene pecam1a). Gene Ontology annotation, molecular function: transmembrane signaling receptor activity. Gene Ontology annotation, biological process: cell surface receptor signaling pathway. The record is from RefSeq and is a predicted model, not a curated record. NCBI's taxonomy places the organism in Eukaryota, Metazoa, Chordata, Actinopteri, Cypriniformes, Cyprinidae.